Molecule: messenger RNA, 909 nt
Organism: Prunus dulcis (almond)
Lineage: Eukaryota; Viridiplantae; Streptophyta; Magnoliopsida; Rosales; Rosaceae
Product: E3 ubiquitin-protein ligase RHA1B-like
Exons: 1
Coding region: 190-696 (168 amino acids)
Biological process (GO): protein ubiquitination
Molecular function (GO): ubiquitin protein ligase activity
Source: RefSeq, a predicted model, not a curated record
AUUCAACCACAACUCCCUCAAUCCUCCUCAUCCAUGGCUUCUAUAUAACCCUUCCUCUUCCUCACUCCACAUCCUCUGUCUCUCUCUCUCCCUACCCCUCUUUCUCUCUCUAAAAUCUCCACAAAACACUGAGAAUUAAGCAAAACACACUCCAUAAGAAGCUCCACGAGCUCAAAGCUCAAAGCUAUAAUGGGUUUUCCUGUGGGCUACACAGAGCUCCUCCUCCCAAAGCUCUUCAUCCACACUCUCUCUCUUCUGGGUCUCAUCCGAAAACUCAUCUCCACCUUCUUCUCCUUACUGGGUCUCCAAGAUUUCAUCCAACCAGACAAUGCCUGGGCCGACCCUCCCGCCCCAUUCCCCGAGUUCCACUCGGCGUCUGCCGUUCUGAUCCGCGAAAUCCUGCCCGUCGUCAAGUUCUCGGACCUGGUCGACCCGCCCGAGUCGUGCGCCGUCUGUCUGUACGAGUUCGAGAGCGAGGACGAGAUACGACGCCUCACGAAUUGUCGUCACAUCUUCCACAAAGGGUGCGUGGACCGGUGGGUCGGGUACGACCAGAAGACGUGCCCGCUGUGUCGUACGCCGUUCAUAUCGGACGAUAUGCAGGGCGAUUUCAAUGAGAGGCUUUGGGCGGCUUCUGGGAUCCCCGAUUUUUACGACCAUUUUUAUCCCUACACUGAAAAUGGUUUAGAUUUGUAGCUCUAAAAACGCGAAAGAGGAACGAGAAUCGAACUCUGGUGACAUCUACAGCGACAAUUCCAUUACGAAAUUUAAUUGAGUCGAAUUCUUUUCGCGAAUGCUUGUGGUAAAUUUUUUUUACCACGAAGUUUAUGUAAUAUUGUGUAAAUAUAGGAAAUUAUUGGAUAAAGAAAAAUGGGAAAUGAAAUGAGGAUCGAGUAUAAUGCAAUGAGA